Molecule: messenger RNA, 1302 nt
Organism: Chaetomium globosum CBS 148.51
Lineage: Eukaryota; Fungi; Ascomycota; Sordariomycetes; Sordariales; Chaetomiaceae
Exons: 3
Coding region: 1-1302 (433 amino acids)
Biological process (GO): D-sorbitol catabolic process
Molecular function (GO): L-iditol 2-dehydrogenase (NAD+) activity; zinc ion binding
Source: RefSeq, a predicted model, not a curated record
AUGGCGCCCGCCGCAACUGACGAAACGGCGCCAAUGCACCUACCCGCCGCCUCAAAAGCUUCGACCAUUAACGCUUCAGUUCUCCAUGGCCCCCGUGAUCUCCGUAUGGAACGCCGGACUAUCGGUGACCCCAGCAUCGGUGAACUUCAGAUUGCUGUCCACACAACAGGCAUCUGCGGGUCCGAUGUCAGUUACUACAAGAAGUUCGCCAAUGGUGACCUCUGCGCCUGCAUGCCGCUCUCGCUCGGCCACGAGUCCUCGGGCACUGUCGUUGCCAUCGGGCCGCAAGUGGUUGGCUUCAACAUCGGCGACCGCGUCGCCCUUGAAGUCGGCAUCCCCUGUGGCCAGUGUGGCAUCUGCCGCCGUGGCAGGUAUAACCUAUGCAAGCGCAUGAGGUUUAGGAGUAGCGCCAAAUCUGUGCCACACUUCCAGGGGACGCUACAGGAGCGCAUCAACCACCCUGCUGCGUGGUGUCACAACCACUCUCGGUUGCCAUCCACGCCGUCAACCGGGCGCAACCCACCCCGGGUUCGACCGCGCUCGUCAUCGGCGCCGGCGCCGUUGGCCUCCUCACCGCCGCCAUGGGCCCGGCAAUCCGGCUGCACCACCGUCACCAUCGCCGACGUCGACCAAGGCCGCGUCGACUUCGCCGUGGCGAAGGGCUUCGCAACCCACGGCUACGUAGUCGACCGGCCCCUGCACACCUCCACCAACAGCUCCCCCAUGUACAGCCCCAGCAGCUCCGGCACCUCCACCCCCCUCAACGGCGUCAUGACCCCGGCCAGCGCCCUCUCCAUGCAAUCACAAUUCGACUACGCCAAGUCCCUCGCCGCCGACAUGCUCUCGCUCACCUCGGCCGCCUCCAGCCCCACCUUCACCGGCCUCAACGACAACAACGAUGACGACGACGACGGCGUGGACAUCACCUUUGAGUGCACGGGCAAGGAGGUCUGCAUGCACACGUCGCUCUACGCCACCCGCGCCGGCGGCCGCGUCAUCAUGGUCGGCAUGGGCACCCCCGUGCAGACGCUGCCCAUGUCGGUCGCCCACCUGCGCGAGAUCGACAUCCUCGGCAUCUUCCGCUACGCAAACACCUACGCCACGGGUAUCCGUCUGCUGUGCGCCCGCGAACGCCAGGUUCAGGCCGGUGCUGUGGGUAGCGGCCUUAUCUUGCCGUGUCUGGAUGAGAUGGUCACGCAUCGGUUCAAGGGCCUUGAGAAUGCGCAUCGCGCGUUUGAGUUGGCGAGUCGGACCGUGGAUGAUGAGGGGAAUUUGGUGUUGAAGGUGGUUAUUGAGACUUGA